CUCGGGCGCUGGCAGCGCGCAGCGAGGUUCCCGGGGCCGGGCCGGGACCUGCCGAGAGCGGGUCCAUGGGCCGAGUCCUGCCGCGCUGCGGGGCGGCGCUGGGCCUGGCGCUGCUGCUGGGGGCUGUAGCCCUGCGGGGGGGCCACUCCCGCCUGCACUCCAGGCGCAUAUUGGACACGGUGGUGUCGGAGCCCGGCCCGGGGCUGCCCUGGUACAGACGUGUUGUGUAUGUGGAUGAUCAGGUCACCUACUUCUACACCAGCGGGAUGCAGAUGGUGGAGCCCGGCCCAGUGUGGAUGGCGCAGAACGAGGGCCCAGAGUUCUGGGACAAGAUGACCUGGUACGCACGGCGCUGGCAAGCAUGGUUCAGAGCAAGUCUGAACACCCUGGGUCAGCUCUACAACCAGAGCGAGGGUCCCCACCUGCACGCCUCGUGCCAAAUGGGAGAUGCCUCAGGGUUUCACAUUAUCCAGACGAUAUUUGGCUGUGAUCUCCGGGAAGACAACGCCACUCAGGGGUUUUAUCAGGAUUCAUAUGACGGACGAGACUUUCUUACCUUCGAUAAGGAGACCAUGACUUGGGUAGCAGCAGAUAUUGGGGCUCAGAUCACCAAGAGGAGAUGGGAUGCUGAAGUAGAUGACAACCAGGGAUGGAAUCACUACUUCAAGGAGGAUUGUAUUUCCUGGCUAAGGAGCGCUCUAGAGUACGGGAAGGAGACUCUGCACAGGAAAGUGCGCCCAACAGCUAGAGUGAGUGACAGGUCAUCUCAUGACGGCCUCACCACCCUCUCCUGUAAGGUCAGUGGGUUCUAUCCCCGGGACAUCACCGUGACCUGGCUGAGAGAUGGGGAGAGCAGACAGCAGGAGACCUACUCUGAAGGCAUCCUACCCAGUGGGGACGGGACCUACCAGACCUGGGUGACAAUGGAGAUUGAUCCCAAGAUCAAAGCCCAUUAUUCAUGUCACGUGGAGCAUGAAAGCCUGUUAGAGCCACUCUCCAUCUCCUGGGAACCAAAUAACAGUCUGAUUCCCAUUGUGGCUGGAGUUAUCACUGCAGUUGUCCUGAUUGGUGGUAUAAUUGGAGUAGUCAUCUGGAAAAAGAAACUCAGGUAA
Mauremys reevesii (Reeves's turtle) is the source of this 1112-nucleotide messenger RNA. Its product is annotated as major histocompatibility complex class I-related gene protein-like. Lineage: Eukaryota; Metazoa; Chordata; Testudines; Geoemydidae. The record is from RefSeq and is a predicted model, not a curated record. The transcript has 6 exons. Gene Ontology annotation, cellular component: external side of plasma membrane. Gene Ontology annotation, biological process: immune response. The coding region runs from base 66 to 1112 and encodes 348 amino acids.